Mya arenaria is the source of this 2614-nucleotide messenger RNA. Its product is annotated as probable serine/threonine-protein kinase clkA. NCBI's taxonomy places the organism in Eukaryota, Metazoa, Mollusca, Bivalvia, Myida, Myidae. The coding region runs from base 148 to 2535 and encodes 795 amino acids. The record is from RefSeq and is a predicted model, not a curated record. The transcript is spliced from 2 exons.
UCUAUUUAUUUUCGAGCAUUUGUUUUCGUCUGUAAUAUGUUUGGUAUGAAGCAACUGUUGGACUACUGUUAGAACAUUCAGCUUUAAAGUUCAAGAAAUCGUUUGAAAAUCGGGAUAACCAUUUUUCUAAUAAACGUGCGGAGAGACAUGGUGCGACCAAUCCGUCUUGAGACUCCUGGUCUGUUGCUUCUGGUAGCAGCUGGGAUGUCCGGUGUAGUCGGACAUAUGCCACCAAAUUCCAACCCUUUCAACCCGCCAUACUUUGGUCGGCAGCAUGGGUUUCGUGGAUACGGUCAGGGCUACAGUUCACGUCCGAGAUAUGGAACGUAUGAACGAUACUUUAUUCCUGGUAGACAGUCCCCUGCUGGUAGCGGCGGCAGAGCGCAAAGACGCGACAGAGCAGGCUUGCCGUCGGCAUCAUCUAGUGAUUAUCAAAGAGGUUACUCAGCUAAUUAUGAACGAAGAUCUAGUGGUCGUGAUUUUGAGGCAGGUGGUUCACCAGUGGUAAGUGGUCGUUACGGCACUCAAAGCAAUGAUAUGUUGAAGAGAGGAAACGCGUAUAUUAAUAACUACGGCAAAAGCAGGCGUAUAGCCGAUAGUCGUGAUAGAAUUGCGGGAAGGCAAGUUAUUCCAGUGUCACCUUAUGUUGAACGAAAAACACACAGAGCCGGUGGUAACCGGCGUUCAACUUUUCAACACAAUCCCAGAGAUACCAUUAGUAGCCGUGGUCGUAGAAAUAAUUUCCAAGAUGUUAGUUUUCUGGAACAUUCCACUGGAAACGACGUGGUAGACUUUGGCAACAAUGAAUUAAGACCGGGAUUUCAAAGUAAUCGUAAUUUUGACAUGGAUCUUAGACGGAACAAUGAGAUCAACAACAUGGGUGUCAUUGAAAGAGGUCGUCGAGUAAGAAAUGACAAUAAUAGAUUAAAUAAACAAUUAAACCGCAAUGCUUUUAGACGAAGUCGAGUGGAUAAUAUCAACAAUUUUGGUUUUGGAAGAGACUUUAUAAGGGAAAACGGAAAUGGAAGGGGAAACAACUAUGGUAGAAAAAGUGACAGCGGCUUUGGCAGAGGAAACAACGAAAACAAUAGGGGCGCUGAUUUUAAAAGAGACAUGGGUUUGAAUAAUUGGAACAGAAGGGACAACCAUUUCGGCAGUAGAGGGAACAAUGAUAAUGGUGGUAGUGGCUUAAGAGGAAUUGAUGGGAACAGAAGGGACAACCAUUUCGGCAGUAGAGGGGGCAAUGAUAAUGGUGGUAGGGGCUUAAGAGGAAUUGAUGGGAACAGAAGGAACACUGACUUUGGCCGAGAAUUCAGAGGGGGUAACAGGAACAACAUAAACAACAUAGUUGGCGGAAACUUGAGAGUGGACGACGGAAAUGGUAGAAAUAACGACUUAGGUAGAGGGUUUAGAGGUAACGAUGUUAACGGCGGUAACAAUGGCUUUGUUAGAGACCUAUAUGGAAGAAGCAGUGGGGCUGCUCAUUUGGGCAGACAAUUAAGAAGAGGCAAUGACGACGAAAGAAACAACGACUUUGGCAGAGAAAUUCGAGGGGACAGCAGAAACGGUAACGAUUUUGGCAGAGACCUGAGAGGAAGUAGCGGGAGAAACUCAAAUGUUCAAGAUUAUUCAAAUAACGGUGGCUCAAAUGUAUUACGUGAGUUUACGUUCAAUGACAAUUCCGGAGUUCCCUAUAACGUUUCUUUAAUACCGAAAUCUAGUGGUAGAAAUUCUGGGCAUUCUAUUUUUUCUGGAUCAACGGUUGAUCUAACAUCUUUGUCUAUGGCUGAUUCAUCUUCAAAACAUUUACGACGGGAAAUAAAAUCUGAUAACAAUGGGCAGACGACCUCCAGUGUUAAAACUACAGACACCUCAACAUCUACUACAAACAAACCCCGCGUAAAUAAUGCACGAAAUAUUGGUGGAAAUAAUAAAAUAAGUAAACCUGGGUCUGUUGCUUAUAUCGGUGGCGGUUCGUCUUCAACCGACACUAAUAGAAAGGCUACAGAAAUUCACACUGGAAAAGCCAUAUCCUUCACAUCUUGGGGGGAAAGGGACACGAAAGGAUCGCAGACGGCUUCGAUUAAAAGUAAUGCAUCGGAAGAUCGGAAUGUUUGGCUCACGUCUUUGUUAAACAAUAAACGACCUGUUGUACCUAGCCAAGGCAUUGUGCUUGACAAUAAGCAGCCAGAAGCAAAUGUGUUGAUAGGCAGCGUGGUAAAAGAACAAUCGUCCUCGGCACCUUUAGCACCCUCCCUACCAGACCAAGUCGUGUCGACUGAUAUCGUACAUUCUAAUUCCCUAUCAUUAUUGUCUGGCAAUGAUGAACGCUCGUCUAGUGGUGUCUCGGGCAGCAGGACAGGGAAGACUUCGGGAAGCACAGCAUACCGAGGGACUCAAUUGGCAAAACCACAAAUAACUCAUCUACCACGCCGACCGGAUGUCGCCGUAAAAGGCCAGUCAUCGUUCAUGCGGGGAGCAGAUGCGUACAGAACUAAGGCAGACAUUGUUAUUAGUCUCCUUUCAAAUGAUUGAUACUCUUAAAAUUGUUUAGUGAAACAAGCAAUCGGAUAUUUGCAACUUUAGACUGAUUAUAUUACAAUUGUACUGACAA